AACCAACACCAAAAACCAUUUCCACACACAGAAACACACACAAAACAAAAUCCCAAAUGGAAACCACCGGAAAAGCUAAGAAGGGUGCUGCUGGUCGCAAAGCUGGCGGUCCAAGGAAGAAGUCCGUCACCCGCUCCGUCAAAGCCGGUCUCCAGUUUCCCGUCGGCAGAAUCGGCCGUUACCUCAAACACGGCCGGUAUGCAAAGCGUGUCGGUACCGGUGCUCCGGUUUACCUCGCCGCCGUCUUGGAAUACCUUGCAGCUGAAGUGUUGGAAUUGGCGGGAAAUGCAGCUAGGGAUAACAAGAAGAACAGGAUAACACCGAGACAUGUUUUGUUGGCGAUAAGGAACGAUGAUGAGCUGGGGAAGCUGUUGGCCGGAGUUACGAUUGCUCAUGGUGGUGUUUUGCCAAACAUUAACCCGGUGUUGUUGCCAAAGAAGAGUGCUGCUGCUGCCAAAGAGACUAAGUCGCCUGUUAAACCUGGAAAGUCUCCCAAGAAGGCCGCAUAAUUUGGGUUGGGUUAAGUUGUAGUUAAAAUUGGGAAUGAAUGUAGUUUGGUAAUAGUGUUUGUUAUGUUUAUGUUGAGGUUAAUGAAUGAAUGAAAGAAACCGCUUGUUUCGCUUA
This is a messenger RNA of Helianthus annuus (common sunflower), 624 nucleotides long. Its product is annotated as histone H2A. NCBI's taxonomy places the organism in Eukaryota, Viridiplantae, Streptophyta, Magnoliopsida, Asterales, Asteraceae. Gene Ontology annotation, molecular function: DNA binding; structural constituent of chromatin; protein heterodimerization activity. Gene Ontology annotation, cellular component: nucleosome. The coding region runs from base 57 to 509 and encodes 150 amino acids. The transcript has 2 exons. The record is from RefSeq and is a predicted model, not a curated record.